This is a messenger RNA of Durusdinium trenchii, 2600 nucleotides long. NCBI's taxonomy places the organism in Eukaryota, Dinophyceae, Suessiales, Symbiodiniaceae. The record is from the annotation of a GenBank genome assembly.
CAAGGCUGCGUCGAGUUUGUCGCCGGAAGGGGGAGAAAGCCUCUAUAUGGGUGCACAGAGCCAACCAAAGGGCACGGUCGCUCCGUAUGCGCCGCGGGAAGGACAGGCGCAUUCCGCGCUUUCGAUUUGGCGGCUCUGCGUGAAAGGUCCUUUCUCCAUGUGGAGAGGCUUUGUGGAGCAGAAGCCAAACUUUAUCCAUGAUGGCGCUUUGUGACGGAGAAGAUGAACUGAAGGGCUUGAGCUGAGGGCUACCGUUUUCAUCCGUUUCCUCUUGUGGAUGGCGGACGAGUACCACAGUAAAUGACUGUGGCAGGGGCGCGUCUGCUUCCAUCUAGGAUGUACAUCUCGAAGACUUGCGCGCUGUGAAACCUUUUAUAUGCGCGCGCUUUGAUUUUUGGACGUGCGGUUUCAGGGCUCGGACCGACCUCGGACACAUGUCAGCCUGUUUUUUUGGAUGCACCUGCGCCUGCAAAAGGUUUCUUUCGUAGGAAGGGUUGCUCACCAAGAUGUCCUUGAACGUCAUGACUCCAGUCGCUUGCGCGGCCACAUAUCUGACAGCGCGCCCCACAUCUCGCACAUGAACCAUGUGCAAUGUGUGGCGCAUUGGGCGGGCCUUGCCCUGCCGCACGGGCUUAUGGGGGGUCGGCUGCAUUGGACUACCUUCAAAAGGUGUGCCGAGAGUCCACAGAUGCUGCAAGCGCGCCUAGAGGUAACCCUGCUAGUCAUCCCGGGUGCCCGGUGUGAAGUACACCGGGGCGAUGCCAUGCCCCAACCCUUUCGCGCUGCUCACUUGGGUCGUCUAUGGACCGGCGUCCGUUCGCCGUACUCAACAUACAACAUUGCCGAAGAGCGUGUAAGCUAGCCUUGGUUGUCCACCUAGAACCCGUCCCACACCCGUGCCUGUUUUAUACCUGUGCCUGGGUCGGCAACGUUGAACGCUUGGAAUGUCAGGCCCCUGAUGACCCGUACUCUAAGACGCGUAAUUUGUUGCAAGUAGCAAGACGCGUAGUUUGCUGCAAGUAGCAGCGCGCAAUAGAGCAUGGGAUGUUUGGUUUUAACACCCCAUGGUGAUGGUGAUAAUUCGGGGGGAGCGUUGCGAUCGCUUAAUGCCAUGUCACUUCCCCCGCCAAGUCUCAAGUCUCCUUCGCAUGUGGUCGUGGCCCUCAUCGGUCUUCAAAGGUGGACACCUGGCAUGACGGAGGGGGGGGUGUCAGGGUACGAACCACGGCGCUGCUAGCUCACCGAUGGGCUGGGCCACGUUCUGGCGUUUCCUGUCGCGUUCUCAGCCACCUGUGAAGUUCACAGCCAGUAGUGGGCGCUUGUACCGGGAGCUUUGCGACCGAGCGUGCGCAAAAGCACGGCCACUUGAACUUGCAUGCCUACGACCAUCAUGUGGCUUAUGUGCAAGCCGGGGCGCGUGCAAAAGCACUUGCGCGGUUGAGGUGAAGGGCCCGAACUACUACCUAUCCAUCCAUGUCAAUUUGUAUCAAUCUACCUUUGGUUUAUUCACUUCGCGUGGGCGACUUGUGACUCUGGCCCUCCGUGUUUUUAUGCAGUGGAACACUGGCUCAACAUUUUUCCAACAGGAUUGUCAGUUGCUAAAUCAGGACGUUGACGGGUCAAUCCGUCUCAGCCUAUUUAGCCAUUCCAUGAGUUAGUUCAUCAGCGUUUUAUGAGAUUUUAUGUCCUUCAUUUUGAGAUUGGCAUUAGAGAGGGGCAGUGGGGCGCAACUGGCAGCCUUGAGGAUGCAGAAACUGUCACAGAUGAGCUUGGCAUGUCAGAGAAGGAUCGCCAAGAAAAAGAAGAAUGGCGAGAAAAGAGAAGAAAGGGGCGCGAGGAUGCAAUCGAAAGGAUGAAGAUGAAGGAACGCGAUGCAAAGAAGGAAAAAGAACGAAGAGAAUUAGAAAAAUUCAAGGAAGACAACCCGCAGGCCUACGAAGACAUGUUGGCGCAAAAGAGAGAGGAUGAGCGACAAGCAGCCGAACAAAAGAAACGUGAAAGGCUCCUGCAGGCAGCUUGGGAGCGGAAGAGGCGCAUUGAGGCUGGAGAGGAUCCGGACGAAGAUACACGACAGGCGCCAUCUUCAGCAAAGGGAAAGAAGGGCAAGGCAUCUGGGUCAUGGUACAGUACGAUUGCGGCGCUUAUUAUUAUGGCAGUGGUCGGUGGCAUCGGUUACAUAGUGGCUACAGGAACAGGUGCCAAAGGAGGCUCUGGCAGUGGCCGUAGCAAGGGGAAGAAGAAGACUCUUUGGCGACAAAGUAGAGGUGCAGGGCCAUUGGGAGAGUUCGCCAGAGAGCAAGUGAAUUAUGGACAGCUUAGCAUGCCAGCAGGUGUACAAAAUGAUGGUUUUGCUGGUGCUACUUGGUCGGACAAAAAAACUAAUGGAAGGAACAAUUCUUGAUUGGAAUCUCUGGUUGCGGUUUCAACAACCUUGGACUGAGGCUUCCGGAGCCCAUGCUCUAGCCAAAUGGGUGCUGAAAAGUGAUUCUUUUCACCCGAGAGUGUAUGUUGGGCCACUUCUUGUUUGACACCUCACUUUGCAACAAAUUUGCAUUUGUGUUUGCUGCAACUGCGGGGUCGAAGUCAAACCAGAAGAAUGC